CGGAUCGGCACGGAAUAUAGCAUCAACUGAAAAUUUUCCCGCCAUCUUGAGAAAAGAAAACAAUUGUCAGCAGUCUCAGAAUUAAAGCUACAAGGAACUUACUUUAAGUAACUAUGUGGAAUAACCAAGGUUUUCAGGGAUAUGAUCAAGGACAAGGUGGAGGUCAAGGGUACAUGUCACCAGGUGGAUUUGGCACACCACAACAGUCAGAAGAAAAACGGUCUCGUCAGAGAGCUCAGAAUAUUGUUCCGGUAACUGUUGCAGAGAUCAUCAACUCCACACAGCUAGAUGAUAAAUUCUUCUCUGGUGACAUAGAGAUAUUUCAGGUGACAUUGGUUGGUUUAGUAAGGUCCGUAAAAGAGUCACCAACUCGGCUGGAUUAUGAGAUAGAUGAUCUGACAGGACCACCCCUUGAAGUAAAACAAUUUGUUGAUAAUGAUGAAUCGGUUCCUGAUGAGGAGAGAGUGCAGGCAAUGCGAGAGAAUACCUAUGUUCGUGUACGAGGUACAGUACGAUCAUUUGCUGGGAAGAAAAGUGUUGUAGCGUUCAAGGUUUCGCCAGUUACAGACAUGAAUGAAAUGACAUACCACAUACUGGAAGUUAUACACAGUCAUGCUUCCCUGGCAUCUUUACAGACUAAUGGUGGUAUGAAUGAUACAUCUGGCCAGGUAAACACGACACAAGGAUAUGGAGAUGCUGGAGAUGGUAUGGUCAGUGGGCUUAGUUCUAUACAAAAUCAGGUACACAUUGCAAUACGAAAUAACCUGUCAGCGGAAGGUGCUAGUGUGGAAUCUGUGUGUAAACAAGUUCGAGGAGUACCAGAAAAAGCUAUUAGGGAUGCCAUAGAGUUUUUGAGCAGUGAAGGUCACAUUUAUUCAACAAUAGACGACGACCAUUAUAAAGCCACAGACAGCUGAAUGUAUACACAAACAAAUCUUGAAAUGCCUAUUUAACUUUAGAUAAAGAAGCUGUAGGGCCAUAGUAUCAUUUUUAAUUCAAAAGGCAGUUAUUUAUUUAUGAAACAGUACAUGGCAGUGCAGUAGCAGACUUUUCAAUUACAGCAUACAGACGAGUGGAAUUUAUGUAUGAAUCUUUACAACUAUAGAUUUGUGAUAAAGCAAAGAUACAUCAAUCUGCUUGAAUUCUAUAUUAAGAUGUUUGAACAAUACUUGUAUAUACAUGAAACAUUUUUGUAUUGAACUUAAAUAGUUUGAAAUGAGAUCUGUGCUUUUUUGACAAAGUUUUAAUUAAAAUAAAGCAACGUAUUAAAACUCAUUAUUUAGCUUGAAUUAUUGUAUCAAGUCUUAAGAAUUUAUCUUUUGUAAGGUUUACACAAGUCCAUAUCAUGUUUUAUCAGUAAACAUUUACAAUUUCUACUGUGUUAAAUGAAAUGAUCAUCUGCCUAGCCAUUACAUGUCUGCUUAUAAAACUGAACGAAAGAAAUGUUUUGCUGCCAGUUUCAUAUUAGAUGUCUUACUCUGAUAAACAGUAGCUUGUCACUUUUGCGAAAAUUUAACAGGAUAACUUCUGUUGUCAUAUCAAAAUUACCAUGAAAGAAGGUCAUAUAUAGCGGCUAAAUUUGAUUUUGUUUUAGAAAAUUGUUCUGGGUUUGAAAGAUUGGUAAAUGUGGUACCCUUAUUAUCUUAUUUGCCAUUUUCUUUAAAUUUUAUGAUUCAUGUGAAUGAUGGUAAGUAUUGUGUAUUGCUCUCUUUUGAUAAUGAUUUUUUGGUGAAUAUAUUUCAUAACAUACAUUGUUCAAAUAUACAGAAAAACAUACAAUGAUCUGAUAGAUAUUUGCUGUCAGUUAAACUGCCUUCCUUUAAUGUCACUGUAGUAAUAGUAGUAAUCAAUGGUUCUUAUUUCAUUUCUUAGGGAGUUUAUUUAUAAAGGUGUUUCUUGUCUGCUUUAUCUUUUUACCAAGUGAAAUUUUAGUUUGUCCGUUUUCAAACACAUCUCGUGCUCUUGCCAGAUAUGUACAAAAUGACCCUUUAAAUAAAAUAAAGGCUUUCUUGGAGGCAUGCUUUUUUUUCAAAAGCAACCUUGUAUAUAUACAUGUACUGUAUAUUGAAGUACAUGUGUAAUAUUUUCAGUACUACAGUGAAGAAUAAAACAAGUUGUGCAUCAUGUUGUUAUGAAAUUUCUCAUAGUGCUGUUUAGAAGAUAAAACUGUUUAAAGAGGAAUAAAUUUUACAGUCACAGA
Messenger RNA from Mercenaria mercenaria, 2200 nucleotides. Its product is annotated as replication protein A 32 kDa subunit-B-like. Gene Ontology annotation, cellular component: DNA replication factor A complex; chromosome, telomeric region; site of double-strand break. Bases 114 to 917 code for a protein of 267 amino acids. NCBI's taxonomy places the organism in Eukaryota, Metazoa, Mollusca, Bivalvia, Venerida, Veneridae. Gene Ontology annotation, biological process: DNA replication; nucleotide-excision repair; double-strand break repair via homologous recombination. The transcript is spliced from 7 exons. The record is from RefSeq and is a predicted model, not a curated record. Gene Ontology annotation, molecular function: DNA binding.